Messenger RNA from Hipposideros armiger (great roundleaf bat), 2338 nucleotides. Its product is annotated as ATP-dependent DNA helicase Q5-like. Gene Ontology annotation, molecular function: nucleic acid binding; 3'-5' DNA helicase activity; ATP binding. Gene Ontology annotation, cellular component: chromosome; nucleus; cytoplasm. The coding region runs from base 96 to 2315 and encodes 739 amino acids. Lineage: Eukaryota; Metazoa; Chordata; Mammalia; Chiroptera; Hipposideridae. The transcript is spliced from 15 exons. The record is from RefSeq and is a predicted model, not a curated record. Gene Ontology annotation, biological process: double-strand break repair via homologous recombination.
GGUGGCUUAUGGGGGUCUUCAAGUAGUUCCCGAGCCAGCGGGCAUCAACGGCCCAACAAGUGCCCUUCGCUCUUGGUCGGAUCUGUGUCGCUAAGAUGAGCACCUACCAUUCCUCUCCUUUUGACCCUGAGCGUCGAGUCCGGAGCACGUUGAAGAAGGUCUUCAAGUUUGACUCUUUUAAGACGCCUUUACAGGAGAGGGCGACCAUGGCUGUAGUGAAAGGUGACAAGGAUGUCUUUGUGUGCAUGCCCACAGGGGCAGGAAAAUCCCUCUGCUAUCAACUCCCUGCUCUGUUGGCCAAAGGCAUCACCAUUGUAGUCUCUCCUCUCAUUGCUUUGAUUCAGGACCAGGUGGACCACUUGCUGGCCCUGAAGGUACGAGUGAGUUCCCUGAACUCGAAACUCUCAGCCCAGGAGAAGAAGGAGCUGCUCUCUGACCUAGAGCAAGAAAAGCCCCGGACUAAACUUCUGUACAUCACGCCAGAAAUGGCGGCUUCCGCCUCCUUCCAGCCCACCCUGAACUCCCUGGUGUCCCGCCACUUGCUCUCCUACCUGGUGGUGGAUGAAGCUCAUUGUGUUUCCCAGUGGGGGCAUGACUUUCGGCCUGACUACUUGCGUCUGGGUGCCCUGCGCUCCCGCCUGGCUCAUGCUCCGUGUGUGGCUUUGACCGCCACAGCCACCCCGCAGGUCCAAGAGGAUGUGUUUGCUGCUCUGCACCUGAAGCAACCAGUUGCCAUCUUCAAGACUCCCUGCUUCCGGGCCAACCUCUUCUAUGAUGUGCAGUUCAAAGAACUACUUUCUGAUCCCUACAGAAACCUUAAGGACUUCUGCCUUAAGGCUCUUGGACAGAAGGCUGAUAAAGGGCUGUUGUCUGGCUGCGGCAUUGUCUACUGCAGGACCAGAGAGGCUUGUGAACAGCUGGCAAUAGAGCUCAGUCACAGGGGAUUGAACGCCAAGGCUUAUCACGCAGGUCUGAAAGCUUCUGAAAGAACACUGGUGCAGAAUGAGUGGAUGGAGGAGAAGGUCCCCGUCAUUGUGGCAACCAUAAGUUUUGGGAUGGGAGUGGACAAAGCCAACGUCAGGUUUGUCGUCCACUGGAAUAUUGCCAAGUCUAUGGCUGGGUACUACCAAGAGUCUGGCCGGGCAGGCAGGGACGGGAAGCCUUCCUGGUGCCGUCUCUAUUACUCCAGGCACGACCGGGACCAAGUCAGCUUCCUGAUCAAGAAGGAAGUGGCAAAACUCCAGGAAAAGAGAGGGAACAAAGCAUCUGAUAAAGCUGCUCUCCUGGCCUUUGAAGCCUUGGUGACCUUCUGUGAAGACUUAGGGUGCCGCCAUGCUGCCAUUGCCAAGUACUUCGGAGAUGCGCCCCCUGCCUGCACCAAAGGCUGUGACCACUGCCAGAACCCUGCGGCUGUGCGGAAGCAGCUGGAUGCCUUGGAACACAGAGGCAGCUGGAGCAAGACCUGCAUCAGACCCUCCCAGGGAAAUGGCUUCGACCCUGAGCUGUAUGAGGGAGGCCGCAAGGGCUAUGGGGGCUUCAGCAGGUGUGAUGAAGGUUCGGGAGGCAGCGGAGACGAGGGCAGAGACGAGGCCCACAAGCGGGAAUGGAACCGCUUCUACCAGAGACAGAUGAGUCUGCGCAAGGGCAAAGACCCCAAGAUAGAAGAAUUUGUUCCCCCAGAUGAGGACUGUCCCUUGAAAGAGGCUUCUAGCAGGAAGAUCCCCAGGCUCACUGUGAAGGCCCGUGAGCACUGCCUGGGGCUUCUGGAGGAGGCUCUGAGCAGUAACCGCCAGGCCACAGGCAGCACAGACGGACUUGACCUCCAGGCCAGGGCUGUGGAGCUAGAACACGAGACAUUCCAAAAUGCCAAGGCAGCCAACCUGUACAAGGCCAGCGUGCUGAAGAAGGUGGCUGAGAUCCACAGAGCCUCCAAGGACGGGCAGCUCUACGACAUGGGCGGCGGUGCCAAGAGCUGCAGAGCCCAGGCUGAGCCGCCAGCGCCCACCGAGUACGACAUCCGGCCAGCCUCCCAGGUGUACUCGGUGAGCGGGGUCCUGGCGUCCACCCCAAACCUGGGUCUGAGAAAGGCGCCGCUUCCCUUUGCCCUCAGCUGGGGCACAGCAUCUUCCCCUCUCCUGGCAUCACAGUCCUGGCCCGAGGGUGCCCUGGGGCAGGCCCUCGAGCUUCCCCGCCUUGCCAGUUAUGCUCUCCGGCCCCCAGCUCUUCUCAUCAGCCUGACCCCCAAGCGAUGUUGGGCCUGGCUUUUCCCUGCCUUCCUCCUAAGAGCCCCACCAGCACGGCCAUAUCUGGACUAGCCAGUGAGUGCCUUCGAGGGAGC